Funneliformis geosporum is the source of this 374-nucleotide messenger RNA. The record is from the annotation of a GenBank genome assembly. Lineage: Eukaryota; Fungi; Glomeromycota; Glomeromycetes; Glomerales; Glomeraceae.
GAGAAAAAAUUAUUAGUUUAGCCGGAAUUAUUGGCGAUCAAGCCACCGCCUUAAAAUCCAGCACCAAAAAUAUUUUUAUUGAAUGUGCUUCUUUUAAUCCAGUCACCAUUAGAAAGACCGCUAAAAGUUUAAAUAUUUCUACCACUGCUAGUCAUUUUUUCUCUCGUCAAACUAAUUUAGUUUUAACUCCUCAACAAGUCCUUGCUCGAGUUAUCUCCCUUAUUGUUGAAACAUACCAAGGAGAUAUGGAUUCGGGAACAUUUUUUCCUUAUCAGAAAACAGAAAAAAAGGAAUUAACAGUGGCUAUUAGUCAAGAAUUUAUUACUAAAAAAGUUGGACAAGUGCUACCUGAGCAAACUAUUGAAAGGGUUUGA